Rhagoletis zephyria (snowberry fruit fly) is the source of this 413-nucleotide messenger RNA. RefSeq lists its product as uncharacterized. NCBI's taxonomy places the organism in Eukaryota, Metazoa, Arthropoda, Insecta, Diptera, Tephritidae. The record is from RefSeq and is a predicted model, not a curated record.
GACCAAUAUCUCCAGAGUUGGAAGAAAUGGCAGAAAUUGUUCCAGAAAUCGGCGCCGAAGAAAUUGUCCAGCGGAUUAAGUACGAUAACCUCAGUGCGGAAGAAUUUUAUAGCACAUGGCAAGCCUGUGCGAAUUAUAGAAUCAAUGUAAUCCAGCAAAAACUUCAAAACAUCCACCAAAUAUUUCGGGAAUGGCCAGAAUAUAAAAAAGCUGAUGGAUAUCGUCUGAUUGACCUUGAUUUCGGAAAAAUGUUGCCAAAUACCCGCAAUUUUCUUAGCUGCAAACAAGAAAUUUUACGGUUGUUCCUUCAUCUUAAGAAGCCUGGUAUUUUAAAAGACAGCUCAACAAAAUUUGUAAUAAAUUCAGUUUCGGAGGAAGAUUUGGAAGAAGGUAUGAUUAUAAAAAUAAGAUAA